AUGGCUUCAAAUUUGUUCAAGAAUGAAUAUCUUCACCGGUUCAAAGAAGAAGACAGUGAGAUUGAAGAACUAUCACGUAUAGAGGAAAAUGAACUGCUGCAAUCGCCCAAGUUUAAGAAAUUACAAUCAUCUUCACCACCAAGAUCAAAUUCUGGUUCACCACAAAAAUAUAAUAAUAAUAUCAAUAAUUCAUUUGAAAAUAUCCCCAUUUUAAACUAUGUGCCCAAUGGUGAAAUACCUCAAACACCUACAAAACCUAGGAAUAGAAAUAAUCUAAAAUCAAGAUCUUCUGUUCCACAAUUAUCUUCACAACAACCUCAAAGAUUUAAUUUUAAUACACCAACAAAAAUUGAUCCAUUAGUACCCAAGGCUUCAAAUUCAAAAGUUUCAUUAACACCAGCUCAAAGAUUUGAGAAAAAACCUGGUAAAUUAUUUUCAUCAAGGGAUAUUUUAUCAUCUUAUGAAUUUAAAGAAACUAUUGGUCGUGGUGCUUUUGCUAAUGUUUAUAGAGCUAUUAAUAAAAUUACAAAUGAUGAAGUUGCUAUAAAGGAAAUUUUUAUUGAAGAUGAUGAUAAUAUACUGGAAUUAAUGUGUGAAAUUGAUUUAUUGAAAAUUUUAAAACAUAAAAAUAUUGUUAAAUAUCAUGGAUUUAUCAAAAAUGAUAAAAAAUUAUUAAUUUUUCUAGAAUAUUGUUCUGGUGGGUCCCUUAGAACUUUAUAUAAAAAACAAGGUCCAUUAAGUGAAAAACAAGUUGCUAAAUACCUUGUACAAGUCUUGGAAGGUUUAAAAUAUUUACAUAGUCAAGGUGUCGUUCAUAGAGAUGUUAAAGCUGCAAAUAUCUUAUUAACUUCCAAAGGUGAUAUAAAAUUAACAGAUUUUGGUGUUUCCACAAAAGUUUCUUCAAAUACUAUUAAAACUUAUUCAAUUGCAGGUACACCAAAUUGGAUGGCACCUGAAAUUAUUUCCAUGGAUGGUACUUCAACUGCAUCUGAUAUUUGGUCAUUAGGUGCAACUAUAGUGGAAUUAUUAACUGGUGAACCAUUAUAUUCUCAUUUAAAUGAAAUGGCUGCAUUACAUGCUAUAGUAACUGAUGAUUCACCACCAAUACCAACUUUCAUAUCAGAACUUUGUAAAGAUUUUAUUAUGAAGUGUUUUGCCAAACAACCAAAUGAAAGAAUUUCUGCUAAAGAAUUAUUUAAUCAUCCAUGGUUAACCAAGUUUAAUAAGAAGAAUAAAUCCAAAUCAAAUGCAUCAUCAAUAACUUCUUCAUCAUCAUUAGAAAGGAAACCAUCAAUUAAUGAAUUUAAUUCAAUUAAGAGAUCCACCAUCAGCAAAAAUUUCUUACCUUUAGAUAUGCAUUCUACUUUUAAACAUUCUGAACAUGAUUUAAAUACAUUCAUUGAUAAUAAACUUAGUAAUGAAUUUGAUACUUUAGAUUUAAAUGGAACAAGCUCAACAUUAUCAAGUCCAAUUACAUCAAAUCCAAUUACAAAUCCAUCUAAUGGUGUUUCAUUAUUUAGACCUUUAGAACAAGAUGGAUUUAUAUUAUCUGCACAGAAACUAAAGAAAAAACUAAAAUUGAAUCCAUUAGAUAUAAUUACAUUAAAAGAUAUAAUAAGGAAAUUAGAUAAUGAUACUAUAGAUUCAUUAGAAUUAAUUAAUGAUGGGUUCAUUUAUCAAUUGAGUUUCACAAUAAAUCAAUAUAUCCAAGAAUUUGAUUCAAUUAUAGAAAUUUUUAUAAUGUUGUCUAAAUUAAUUAUUAAAUUACCUGAUAUUUCCACAAUAAUUAAUAAUUCUGGUAUAAUAGGUUCAUCUAAAAAUUUAAUAACUAAAGAAACACCUUCCAUGUUAAGAAAUCAAAUCGUUGAAUUUUUAAAUACAAUUUUCGAUAUUGAUGAAAAUUCAUUAAUUAUAUUUAUUCAAACUGGUGGAUUAUUUGAAAGUUUAAACCUGUUAGAGGAAGAUUUUAAAUUAGAUCCAAAUUUACCCAUAUUUACAAUUAGAACAAUAAGGAAAUCUUUCCAAAUUUCCCCAGGUAAAAUACCCAAAGAUUUAAUAACUUUCACAAUUUUCAAUACACCAAAUACGAUUGAUUGGAUUGGAAUUUUUUUGAUGGUAUUCUCUCAAUCAAAUCAUACAUCGGCAAUUAAUGAUGUUGUUUCUAUUAUAUCAGAAUUACAUUCAAAUAAUAAUAAUGUUGAUUCAUCAGUUUUCAAACCAAUGUUUUUAAAUUCAAUUUUUAAAAUAUUUGAUAAAUUAUCUAAUGAUAAUCAAUUUAAAAUUUUGGUUUUUCUGAAAAAAUUAAAUUUAAAUGAAAUUUCUUCAAAUGUUAACAUUUUGAAAUUCUUGAUUAAUUCAUUAGAUAAACAACAAAGUAAAAAAUCACCAAGAUAUGAUUUCAUCAAUUUAAUUUGUUCAAUGAUUUUCAGUUGUUGUCAUUUAAACCCAGAAAAUCAAUUAACUAUAAUCAAAUAUAAAGUAUUCCCAAUAUUCUAUAACUUGAUUAUUAAUUUACAAAUUAAAUUAUGUUUUGAAUUUAUUUUCCCCUUAGUUUGUGAAUUAUCAUUUAAUCAAUCCUUAAUUAAAUUUUUACAAAUUUCAAAAUUUGAAAUAUUGGAUAUAUAUAUCAAUUCUUUGAAUGAUCCUGUUUGGAAGGCUAAUUCAUUAGAUUCAAUUGUGGGGAUUUAUGAAAGAUUAGGUCAUGAUGAAUCAAUUAUAGAAAAAAUUAUGAAUUAUGAUGAUACAAUAAUUGGAAGUUUUAUGGAUAAGAAUUGUUUGAAUUUUGAAUUAUAUUUAGAAAGAUUCAUUAAAUUAUUAAAUUCAUAUCAAAUUUCUAAAUCAAUCAAUCAACUAAGGUUUCAAUUAUUCAAUAAUGUUCAAUUUUUAGAAAAUAUUUUCUACAAAAUUAAUUUUUACCAAAAUGAUUUAGUUAUAAGAUUAAAUCUUUUUAAAUUAUUGAAAGUUUUAUCAGAAAAGGCUAAUGAGGAGUCUUAUAAUGGAACUUCCCAAAUCUUACAAAAGAAACUUGUUGAAAUUAAGCCAACAAAAUCAUUAUUAAUUGAUAAAAUAAUUGAUGAAAUAUUAUCAUCAUCUUAA
This is a messenger RNA of Hansenula ciferrii, 3096 nucleotides long. Its product is annotated as serine/threonine-protein kinase. The record is from RefSeq and is a predicted model, not a curated record. NCBI's taxonomy places the organism in Eukaryota, Fungi, Ascomycota, Saccharomycetes, Phaffomycetales, Wickerhamomycetaceae. The transcript has a single exon. Gene Ontology annotation, molecular function: protein kinase activity; ATP binding. Gene Ontology annotation, biological process: protein phosphorylation. Bases 1 to 3096 code for a protein of 1031 amino acids.